AUGUUUUUUUAUGUCGCCACCGACGGCGAGCCCAUUGGGCGCAUCACCUUCGAGCUAUUUGCAGACAAGUUUCCAAAGACAGCAGAGAAUUUCCGUGCCUUAAGCACUUGGGGGGGGGAAGGUUUGGGUUAUAAUAAUAAUAAUAAUAAUAAUAAUAAUAAUAGGUUCAUGUGCCAGGGUGGUGACUUUACUCGUCAUAAUGGAACAGGUGGUAAAUCGAUUUACGGUGAGAAGUUUGCUGAUGAGAACUUCGUCCGCAAGCACACAGGUGCUGGCAUCUUGUCUAUGACGAAUGCUGGUCCCAAGACAAAUGGGUCUCAGUUCUUCAUCUGCACUGCCAAAACUGACUGGCUGGAUGGUAAACAUGUGGUCUUUGGCAAAGUCAAAGAUGGAAUGAAUAUUGUGGAAGCAAUGGAGCGCUUUGGGUAAAGGAACGGCAAGACGAG
This is a messenger RNA of Podarcis muralis (Common wall lizard), 446 nucleotides long. Lineage: Eukaryota; Metazoa; Chordata; Lepidosauria; Squamata; Lacertidae. The record is from RefSeq and is a predicted model, not a curated record.